ACACACACACACGCUGGGUGUUUUACUGUACUGACAGCAGCUGCGCCUGACUCUCAUCUCCGGAUCAUUUUAACACUUCUUCUUCAUCCUGCUUUAAUUCUUUACAUUAAAAAAAAGGGCACAAAAUGGGGAAAGUGGAAGGUGGAAUGAAAUGCGUGAAAUACCUGCUCUUCAUAUUCAACUUCAUAUUCUGGCAAGAAGAAAAGAAAGGAAAACACCCCCUUUCUUUCCAUUUCCCCCCCACCUUUGCCUGCCUGCGUCUCAGUGUGUGUUUAUCCCCUCGGCCAUGGAAAGUUAAUGGGUUCUCUGGUGUUGGCUAUUGGUUUGUGGUUGCGGUUGGAAAAUGACACAGUGUCUCUCCUGGACAGCGGCAGAGCACCGGACACCUUCUUCAUUGGAGUGUACAUCCUGAUCGCAGCAGGGGGGUUGAUGAUGUUGGUCGGCUUUUUCGGAUGCUGCGGUGCUGUCCGAGAGUCUCAGUGUCUCCUCGGCUCGUUCUUCGCCUGCCUCGUGAUCAUUUUCGCAGCCGAAAUUGCUGCUGGUGUUUUUGGAUUCCUGAAUAAAGACACGAUCAUUGAGGAGAUUCAGACGUUUUAUAUAGAAUCUGCUAAAGACAGUAACAACACGGCGAUUCUCACCAGCUACCAUCGAGUCCUGAACUGUUGCGGCACUGCGGAUUCGCUAAAAACUCUCUGUCCCGACCGAUCCUCUGACACCAAGAACUGUGACGUAGCCAUCGGAGACUUUUUCAAGAGUAAACUCUUUAUCAUCGGAUACGUGGGGAUCGGAAUCGCCGGAGUCAUGAUUAUCGGGAUGAUCUUCAGCAUGGUGCUGUGCUGCGCGAUCCGGAACAGCCGUGAGGUCAUCUAACUUCAUGACCUUUUCACCUUUAACCUCUGUGCCAGUUUUUUUUUUUUUUUUUUACAGACACAACAAGAGCUUCGAGAUCAACAAACAUCUCGUGUUUUUUUUUUUCCCCCCGUCAUUCAGAACAUCCAGUCAGAAGCUAAUGGAAGGAAGUCUUACUCUCAACUUUUUUAGUUUGUUUGGAUUGAUUCGUUUUUCUUUUUCACUUUACCUGCUGGAUAGGUGUCGUAAAUAUUCAGUUUGUGAAGCUGUUUUAAGGAAUGUAAUUUAAUUUAAUUUAUAUAUUUCUGUCGAUGUCUAAACCAGGAGGCUGUUGAGAUGCGGAAUUUAAAGACCGGGGUCUCUGAGGUCACAUGACCGAGGGAGAUUAAAACCAGUGAGGUCUAGUAUGUUAUAGCGAGCGUAAAUAACGCAUGAAGUCCUGUUUAACGGUCCGAGUGCACUACCGCAGGGAGCGUGUUUAAGAUUAAUGUGGUUUGGGACACGUCCACGGUAGACUUGAUGAUGUUAAUCUAGAGUUAGUGCUUGACAGCUGGUAGAUAAAUAAUCCCUGGUAGUGCACUCAGCCGUUUGGACCUGAUUAACACCAUAUCUGAAUUGCAUUUUUGAUGUUUGCUCACAUCCAUGUUGCAUUACAUAGUCGCUGCCUUUCCUAAGGACAGGUUUGUAAAUAUUAUUGAGAUUUAUACUCCAUUUUUGUAAUGUGUGUGAUGGUGAAUAUCUGUGACGUGCUGUUGGUUUGUGUAAAAGCUAGUCAUUGUCAUUUUUAAGUCAUUCCUGUUCGACGAUGACGUAUACGAUCAAUUAAGGUGCCUUGCUCUUUUAUACGACGUAUAUAACCUGAGCGCUUCAACCCAUCCAGUUCAUAUGAUACAGAUGCAGCUUUUUUGCGUUUCAGUCCUGUUUUCAACACACACUUUGUCCACUUCUAUCUUACCAGAUAGUGGAAAUGUGUUGUGUAAGUCAGUACGUUUACAUGGACAAUAAUAAUCCGAUUAAGACGAUACUCUGAUUAAGAAACUGGCAUGUAAACAGCGAUUAUUGAGGACCUUAACCCGACUAAAGUCAUACUCGAAGUAAACACAAAUGGAAUCGAGACGUGUGGAGUACUCCUGUUUUAGUCGCAUUAUCGACGUGCGUUACAGACAUGUACACACCUUAAUCACACUAUUAACGUCGUGUGGGAGUUUUCACCGCAUUGUGCGACAGGACACGAUCACACACGGCAGCGCUCGACCGUUUAACGACAAACAAGAGAGCACGACUGCGUCCCAAACGGCAUACUAAUCUACUGUAUAGUAGGCAAAAUACAUGUAUCUCUAUAUACUAUAUAGUAGGUAAGUACGUGGUUUGGGACGCAGCCCACCGCUUCAAGCAGUCGUCUAUUUGCACGUAUAGCAUGAGAAAUAAUUAACCGCACUUGAAGCUUUCAUAAAAUAAAAAAUUAAACACUCAAAACUGUAUACGGUUCCAUAACGAAGACCAACUGUUCGUCGAUACGUGAAAUUCUGGAGCGACGUCGGACGGCGUGACGCGGGGACGUAAUGACGUGUGACAUUAAUCGAUCUAUGUUCUAUAACAUGUAAAACCUGAACAUGAAAGGAGUAUUCUAAAAGCGACUCAUAUAAACACCUUAAUCAGAAUAUUGUCUUAUUCAGAAUAAGGUCGAUAAUUAGAUUACUGCUGUCCGUGUAAACACAGUCAGUGUUACAUGAGCGGUCCCUCCAGGAUUUCGUGAUUUUGAGAUCGCAGAAAUGAACGCAAAAUCAAGCAAACUCCGCAAAAUUACUGCAGAUUUGGGCCAAAACGUGUCAUGUGACAUCACAACGCGCAUUCAGCCUUCUUUGAUUCACGUGCGUCGAACGUGAGUACAGCUAAAAGCUCGGGUUUACCAACAAACAUCACUGCGAAAGACUGUGCGCUUGCAAUUUCCCCAAUUCGAGUAGCAUCGCAAAUUCUGAAGAAGAAGAAAAACGCAGCAAAAUCGCACAUUUUUAGUCGCAGCAAUCACAAACAAACUCAGCGAAGUUGAGUUCGCACUAGCCUCUUGUCACAUUAUCACUUGCCAGUGUGAACGGAGGUUAAGAAUUACUUCAGGAACUCAACUUACUUAGAAGCCACCUCCGCAAUCUGACGCCAUUUCCUUUUCAUUUUUUCCAAAUGGAGGACAAAACUUGUAAGAAUAAACAAAAAAAAAACCCACUUUCCAGUAAAUGAAACUGCUUUACUUUUCUGUUAAGUAACUACUUAAACAUACCAGCUAGCUGACUAGCACGCCAGUGUAGAAAAGUAAGACAAUUCCAUCAGCUGUCUCCAUGAUGGACACAGAUAUUGAGCUGAAGUCGACGAGUGUGCACUGGAAACAGGAAUGAAACGCCCGAUUAGCUAAAACUCCUUUAAAAACAUAGACUGAGUGAAGAUCAAUAGUAAUACUGAACGUUUCCAUGAGUAGGUUUAGUGUAUUCAUUCUCUUCUUGAAGACGCUGUGUAGGCAUGUGCUGAUGAUAUUCAGUAGAUAUACACAAACAUGACGCAGUUAAACAAUGAACUCUUAUUUUGUAUUUAUAUUCCCGGAGAAGCCAGUCUCGUCAGUCUGUUCCUCAGACAAGAACGACCACGAAAGCCAGAACUACUGUUCUGUCAUGCGUACUAUUCAGACUGGAUUCUAGACGUAUUUCUGUUAAGUGAUGUAGCCAAAGGACAAUAAAGGUGCGUUCGGAGACCAUUCGUUUUCAAGGAGAGCUGGCGACCGUACGCGAAUAGAUGUGGGCGUGUCCAGAGAUGUGACAAAGUUGGAAUUUGGAGCGACUUUGCGUAGCGACUACCAACGGGAGCGAAGACGGUAGGGCGCGAGUGAUCCGUGACCCCUCGUACUGCCGGCGAGUCCGAAAUGUUUCGUGUUAAUAAAUGUUACUAUGGCAACCAGUAGUAGGAACGCCUACUUGCGACAUCAUAGUACAGCGACGGUUGAUAAAAUCGCUGUAUGUGUGAACGUAGCUUAAGCGAUCUCAGAAUGGGCGUGUCUUCGCGGUGUACGCAGCAACGGUUCCGCUGCAUACGUCUCGGUUUAAUACAAACUGUUAAAAAUAACUAGGCUUAAAGUCAAACCAUCGUUUAAUCUUGUUGUCAGUUUUGCAGUUAGCCUUGAAUUUUUUGAUUUGAACAGCACAAAUAAAAUGCAAUCUUGUUGCUAUUACACUGCCGGUCGAAAGUUUGUGGACACUCGACUGAAAUGUUUGUCAUGAUCUUAAAAACCUUUUGAUCUGAAGGUGUAUACAAAAAUAUAAUCGCGACGACGUGUCCAUUUCUUUAAUUAGAAAACGAACAUUUUAUUUACAAAAAAAAAUGUGUAUAAACGAUGAUUUCAAUAAAGAUGAAACAAGAUGAUCGAGAACUCAAAAUUAAACCUACCUCUCCCGUUCAAUUACGAUGCGAAAGGGAAGAGGAGGAGCCAAAACAGGAAAUUACACAGACCAAUGACAUCAUGACAAUUAAAGGGGAAAGUACUCACACAAGUAGACAGCUACAUCAGGUAUACAUUUCCUUUUGUGUAAUUCUACAUAUUAAAUGUAUGGAAUACUUUCCAUACCCGUUACACAAGGAGUAGAUUUAUUUGUGCCCGAGCUGAAGGUGAGCGUGAUGAUGUAUAAUGAAGCUGAAAUUCGAAAGAAACCCAGCUGAGAUACACAUUAACGUCACGGUGUUGCGUAAACAAUUUAAUAAGGAUCAAAUGUCACAUCAGCACAUGCCUAAAGCUGAUUAAGAACAGGACCUUAAAGUAAACUGGGGACCUGUGUGUUGGUUUUGAGGUUGUGUGUGUGUGUGUGUGUGUGUGUGUGUGUGUGUGUGUGUGUGUGUGUGUGUGUGUUCACAGCUGCUCAGAAUGUAGGAGAUGCAUGUACAGUAUGUUGUAUGUAACAUUGCAUGGCUUCACAUAGCAGCUUAGAUCAAACCUUUUGUGUUGUAGUCAUUUUUUUUAACAAGCUUGUUUUUCGUACUGUAAACAACACAUUGUUGUUGUUGUUGUUGUCUUUUUGGGUAUUGAAACAUGUAAUUUAUUUAUUGGCUAAUGAGUUCAAACAGCAGUUAGGCCUCUCAGGAUGGAAGAUUGACUUAAAAGAACAAAUAAACUUUUCUGAGGUUUUA
Ictalurus punctatus (channel catfish) is the source of this 5013-nucleotide messenger RNA. It is a transcript of the gene tspan2b, whose product is annotated as tetraspanin 2b. Gene Ontology annotation, cellular component: membrane. The record is from RefSeq and is a predicted model, not a curated record. The coding region runs from base 298 to 870 and encodes 190 amino acids. Lineage: Eukaryota; Metazoa; Chordata; Actinopteri; Siluriformes; Ictaluridae. The transcript has 9 exons.